Rhizoctonia solani is the source of this 1011-nucleotide messenger RNA. Its product is annotated as Isocitrate/isopropylmalate dehydrogenase. The transcript has 14 exons. The coding region runs from base 1 to 1011 and encodes 336 amino acids. The record is from RefSeq and is a predicted model, not a curated record. Gene Ontology annotation, molecular function: NAD binding; isocitrate dehydrogenase (NAD+) activity; magnesium ion binding. Gene Ontology annotation, biological process: isocitrate metabolic process; tricarboxylic acid cycle. Gene Ontology annotation, cellular component: mitochondrion. NCBI's taxonomy places the organism in Eukaryota, Fungi, Basidiomycota, Agaricomycetes, Cantharellales, Ceratobasidiaceae.
AUGGUGAUCGUCGGAAAGGUGAAGCGUUUUCACCCGAGCCCUGGCAUCACUCCACAGACGGAUCCUUCCAUUUCUUACCCUGAUAAUUUUUCGUUUCUUACCCUGAUAAUUUUUCGUUUGACAUCUGCGAUGUUCUCCAGGACACUGUCUCGCGCGACUGGCGCUCUCCGUGCAACACAGCAUCGUGCAUAUGCAAGCACUGCAAGCGGCCAGACCGCAGCCUUUGCCGGGACCAAAAACUCCAAGGGGAACUAUACUGUGACUUUGAUUCCUGGUGAUGGUAUUGGCCCAGAAAUCUCUGAGGCAGUGAAGGCGAUCUAUGUUGCUGCCAAGGUCCCUAUUGAGGGAGGAGGAAAGACUGUGAUUCCGGACGCUGCUAUUGAAAGUGUUAAGAAGAACACCGUUGCUCUCAAGGGGCCCCUUGCUACACCUAUUGGAAAGGGGCAUGUCUCCUUGAAUUUGACGCUUCGCAGAACUUUCAGCCUAUUCGCAAAUGUACGGCCUUGCGUAUCGAUCCAAGGAUUCAAGACUCCCUAUGAUGAUGUUAACACUGUGCUCAUCCGAGAAAAUACUGAGGGUGAAUACUCUGGUAUUGAGCAUGAGAUUGUCGACGGCAAAUUAUCAGAUGGCAUGUUCCUGUCAGCAUGCCGUGAGGUUUCGAAAGACUUCCCUAACAUUAAAUACGAUGAGGAUCUCUUGGAUCAUCACUACAAACCCUGCGCAUUUGCCGACCGAGUGAUGGUUAUGCCCAAUCUUUACGGUGAUAUCUUGUCGGACAUGUGUGCUGGACUGAUUGGCGGUCUUGGCCUUACUCCCUCUGGAAAUAUCGGCAAAGACGCGUCCAUCUUUGAAGCUGUUCAUGGAUCCGCGCCCGAUAUUGCUGGCAAGGGCCUCGCUAACCCAACGGCACUCUUACUGUCCUCGUUGAUGAUGCUCCGUCACAUGAAUUUGUAUGACCAUGCGGCGAAGAUUGAGGCCGCGCUCUGGGUACAAUCGCACAAUAACCCCUAA